Messenger RNA from Penicillium oxalicum, 201 nucleotides. RefSeq lists its product as uncharacterized. Lineage: Eukaryota; Fungi; Ascomycota; Eurotiomycetes; Eurotiales; Aspergillaceae. The record is from RefSeq and is a predicted model, not a curated record. Bases 1 to 201 code for a protein of 66 amino acids. The transcript has 2 exons.
AUGCCUGUGAUUCCCGAAGCAUCCGAUUUCCCGUCGGCCUCUAAGAAGGGCUCCACAGAGAGCCAGAACAAAUCCGGCGAGCAGCGCGACAAAGCCACUGCUGCAGACCACCUUUCAAAGGGCCCUCAAAUCCCUGAUGAGAUGCCACCCAAGGCCUCGAGAGAAGAGACUGAGGCCCGGAUGAAAGAGUUAAACAAGUGA